AUUUUGAUUUUUAGGGUUUCAGUCGCUUCCUUCCCGCAUACACAGUCACACACUGCACUCACCGGAGAAAGGCGGAGGAAAAUGCCGGCCGGCCAUGGAUUGAGGUCUCGUACGAGAGAUUCAUUCUCUCGUGCAUUUAGAAAGAAAGGUACAAUUCACCUUUCAACCUACCUGAGAAUCUUCAAAAUCGGUGAUUAUGUUGAUAUCAAAGUGAACGGUGCAAUUCACAAGGGAAUGCCGCACAAAUUCUAUCAUGGCCGUACCGGACGUGUCUGGAACGUCACCAAACGCGCCGUCGGUGUCGAAGUUAACAAGCAGGUUCGUGAUCGUAUCCUAAGGAAGAGGAUCCACGUUAGGAUUGAACAUGUUCAAGCUUCUCGAUGCACCGAAGAAGUCAGAGAAAGGAUCAAGAAGAAUGACCAGAUUAAGGCUGAGGCCAAGGCUAGAGGAGAGAUUGUCAGCACAAAAAGACAACCCGCAGGACCCAAACCAGGAUUCAUGGUUGAGGGCGCUACGUUGGAGACAGUUACCCCCAUACCAUAUGAUGUGGUUAACGAUUUGAAGGGAGGCUAUUGAUUUUACUCUGUUUAUGCGCUGGUGAUCGUUUACGAUCUUUUAUGAAAUUGAAAGACAAGAUUAGUUUUUUUUUUUGGUGUCACCUCAGACUCCGCAUUUUAUUUAUAAAUUUUGUUUACAAUAUGAAUUGAAGCGUUCGUUGAACUUGAUGCAAGUGCAGAAGUAUCUAUAAGUACUUGAUUCUGUGCAUUAAUC
Molecule: messenger RNA, 771 nt
Organism: Solanum lycopersicum (tomato)
Lineage: Eukaryota; Viridiplantae; Streptophyta; Magnoliopsida; Solanales; Solanaceae
Product: large ribosomal subunit protein eL21z/eL21y
Biological process (GO): translation
Cellular component (GO): cytosolic large ribosomal subunit; ribosome
Molecular function (GO): structural constituent of ribosome
Source: RefSeq, a predicted model, not a curated record